Molecule: messenger RNA, 1577 nt
Organism: Gorilla gorilla gorilla (western lowland gorilla)
Lineage: Eukaryota; Metazoa; Chordata; Mammalia; Primates; Hominidae
Gene: TMEM101
Product: transmembrane protein 101
Exons: 4
Coding region: 64-837 (257 amino acids)
Biological process (GO): positive regulation of canonical NF-kappaB signal transduction
Source: RefSeq, a predicted model, not a curated record
GUCCCAUCCCCGCGCCUGCUUCUCUGACUGGGGUGAGGCCGCAGCGGACUGCCCUUUCCCAAGAUGGCGUCGAAGAUAGGUUCGAGACGGUGGAUGUUGCAGCUGAUCAUGCAGUUGGGUUCGGUGCUGCUCACACGCUGCCCCUUUUGGGGCUGCUUCAGCCAGCUCAUGCUGUACGCUGAGAGGGCUGAGGCACGCCGGAAGCCCGACAUCCCAGUGCCUUACCUGUAUUUCGACAUGGGGGCGGCCGUGCUGUGCGCUAGUUUCAUGUCCUUUGGCGUGAAGCGGCGCUGGUUCGCGCUCGGGGCCGCACUCCAAUUGGCCAUUAGCACCUACGCCGCCUACAUCGGGGGCUACGUCCACUACGGGGACUGGCUGAAGGUCCGUAUGUACUCGCGCACAGUUGCCAUCAUCGGCGGCUUUCUUGUGUUGGCCAGCGGUGCUGGGGAGCUGUACCGCCGGAAACCUCGCAGCCGCUCCCUGCAGUCCACCGGCCAGGUGUUCCUGGGUAUCUACCUCAUCUGUGUGGCCUACUCACUGCAGCACAGCAAGGAGGACCGGCUGGCGUAUCUGAACCAUCUCCCAGGAGGGGAGCUGAUGAUCCAGCUGUUCUUCGUGCUGUAUGGCAUCCUGGCCCUGGCCUUUCUGUCAGGCUACUACGUGACCCUCGCUGCCCAGAUCCUGGCUGUACUGCUGCCCCCUGUCAUGCUGCUCAUUGAUGGCAAUGUUGCUUACUGGCACAACACGCGGCGUGUUGAGUUCUGGAACCAGAUGAAGCUCCUUGGAGAGAGUGUGGGCAUCUUCGGAACUGCUGUCAUCCUGGCCACUGAUGGCUGAGUUUUAUGGCAAGAGGCUGAGAUCGGCACAGGGAGCCACUGAGGGUCACCCUGCCUUCCUCCUUGCUGGCCCAGCUGCUGUUUAUUUAUGCUUUUUGGUCUGUUUGUUUGAUCUUUUGCUUUUUUAAAAUUGUUUUUUGCAGUUAAGAGGCAGCUCAUUUGUCCAAAUUUCUGGGCUCAGCGCUUGGGAGGGCAGGAGCCCUGGCACUAAUGCUGUACAGGUUUUUUUCCUGUUAGGAGAGCUGAGGCCAGCUGCCCACUGAGUCUCCUGUCCCUGAGAAGGGAGUAUGGCAGGGCUGGGAUGCGGCUACUGAGAGUGGGAGAGUGGGAGACAGAGGAGAGAAGAUGGAGAUUGGAAGUGAGCAAAUGUGAAAAAUUCCUCUUUGAACCUGGCAGAUGCAGCUAGGCUCUGCAGUGCUGUUUGGAGACUGUGAGAGGGAGUGUGUGUGUUGACACAUGUGGAUCAGGCCCAGGAGGGGCACAGGGGCUGAGCACUACAGAAGUCACAUGGGUUCUCAGGGUAUGCCAGGGGCAGAAACAGUGCCGGCUCUCUGUCACUCACCUUGAGAGUGGAGCAGACCCUGUUCUGCUCUGGGCUGUGAAGGGGUGGAGCAGGCAGUGGCCAGCUUUGCCCUUCCUGCUGUCUCUGUUUCUAGCUCCAUGGUUGGCCUGGUGGGGGUGGAGUUCCCUCCCAAACACCAGACCACACAGUCCUCCAAAAAUAAACAUUUUAUAUAGACA